Pelagomonas calceolata is the source of this 695-nucleotide messenger RNA. The record is from the annotation of a GenBank genome assembly. NCBI's taxonomy places the organism in Eukaryota, Pelagophyceae, Pelagomonadales, Pelagomonadaceae.
CCGCAGUACAAGGAAUCAAUAUGAUGAGCGUGCCGGAGCCGGCCUUAGUGGAAUUGCGGGCAGCCCGCAUCGCCUUCUAAUGGCGUCGUGGGGCCACAGCGAAAUGGCCGCGCUGCAGGAUAUCUGCCGCGAGGCGCCCGACGCGGGCCUCCGGGCGGCGCAGACGUCGGUUGUGGCGCGCGUGGGUCCCGCGGCCGUCGGCGCCGACGCGCCGGCGGGCGCAGCGCCGGCCAUCUCAGGCGCCGAUCCCAAGGCCAUCUGGGACGACGACGAGAUUCCACCCGAGGAAGCGCUGUCGUUCCUCGACGCGGGGUCGGACCCGCGGCCGCGCGCUAAGUUUUCCAUGCUCUACAAGCAGGCUGUCGCCACGGAAGACGUCUACCUCGGCACCGAGAAGACGCCGGGCUCGUGCCACAGCGAUGCGCUCGUCUACCGCGUGGAGUUCCCGGACCACGCGCUGCGGGAGCUCGACCUCGACGUGACAAAGACGACGCUAUCCGCCUCCUCGAGCCGGCUCCGGCUCGCGCUCUACCUGCCGCAGCCCGUUCUCGCGGACCACGCCAGCGCGGCCUGGGACGACCGGAGGAAACUCCUCAGCGUGACGUUGCCCGUCGAUUCGGAUGACUGGUAGGUGCCUUUAAUUACUCCAACAAAACAGAUGCCGGAUACAUGGGGGGUCCCGCCGGGAGUGAUGA